Frankliniella occidentalis (western flower thrips) is the source of this 2673-nucleotide messenger RNA. Its product is annotated as E3 ubiquitin-protein ligase RNF13-like. The coding region runs from base 536 to 841 and encodes 101 amino acids. The transcript has 3 exons. NCBI's taxonomy places the organism in Eukaryota, Metazoa, Arthropoda, Insecta, Thysanoptera, Thripidae. The record is from RefSeq and is a predicted model, not a curated record.
UAUUGCGCAUUAUUUUCUGCGUUGAUAGAUUGAUUCUGCAUCAAUCCACAACCAUUCUUUUUGUACGUCUCGAAAACGAAUUUCCAUGGUUUGCCUUUGUGUGUAAGGCACGCUUUUCUUCGUCAUUUUUCUAAGCCAAAAGUGUGCGUUGGUUGAUGUGUUGAUUUCGUCUGCUAGUGCGUGCGAAUAUGUGACACAAGAUAACCAACACUUACAGGAUAAAAAGAUACAUGUGAAUUUCAAAAGUUGACGUGGUAAAAAUAAUUCGGAUCCAUCUCAGCAGAUACAACUUCUAGAAUUGUACAUCUGGGGUAUCUAGUUUUGAGAUCACCCUGCAAUCAAGCCGGGUAUUCCCCGCCCCCGGGGCAAGUUCACGUUGGCUAAUCUGUUUUCCUCCUCAACAACAACAACAACGCCGUUGGCGCUGGGGCCUAAGGUUGUCACUUUUGUCAGGAAAAGGGUUAAGUUUUGGGAGAACACUCCAGCCGCGCGUGUACGGCCCCCAAUGCACAUCCUGCCCGGUUAGCUCGCCAACAUGCCCUCACCCCCGCUGAUGCUGCUGUGCGCCGCGGGCGUCGGCCUGGCCGCCCUGCUGUACUACUACUUUGCAGCAAGGGAGCUGGAGGGCGCCCACGGUGCUGCUCCUAGGGGCAGACAGCGGUCCCGAAACGGGAGCAGGUAUGAACUGGAAGAAUGUAGUAUCUGUCAGGAAGUUGUGUUCAAACCAUCAUCACAACGCAUACUGGCAUGUGGCCACAACUUCCACAUUAGAUGUAUCGAGAAAUGGCAGGAGGCUUCUCCCUAUCCCACAACAUGUCCGAAUUGCAGACAACGUGUCUAGUUUGAAUGGAUGCUGUAUGCUGGAUUUGGUUCAACAAGGACAUGCAGGAAGACUGUUUCUAAUCCUUGCUUUCACUUUUACUGACUUCGUUAGCGUAAUGGUUUAUACACAUUGCUAGCAUGCCAUUUUCCUAUCAUCAGAGUAAAGUAUCUGAAUACCUGAAUGUCCGUACUCAAUGCUCACUUAAUAAUGUUUGUCAUUAACUAGCUCUUCCGGCUAGAUUGUGUAGUAUGAGGAUUAUGUAAUCAUUUGAUUACCAUACCUGUUUCUGUGCAGUGGCAAUGCCAUUUUUUCUUUCAUUCACUUUAUAAUUGUUAUAUGGUUUGCAGUAUUGCCAGGUGUGAAUUUGCUGAGCAGGAACAAAACUGUUGAGUUAAUAAUGUUUACUGUCUGAUCUUGACAUCACUGACUAAAAACAAUAUUUGUACUUUUUUUUCAAUUGUUCAGAAUGUUCUCCUUAACAUUUGUCAAAGUCCAAUUUGUAUUUGUACUGCUUUACACUUUUCCAAUUUUUUAUCAUCUGACAUCUCAACAUUCAGGCUGAGCAAAUAUCAUUUUCAUUCUUAGCCCGUCAGUUUUUUGUCUAAGAAGUUUUUUUUUUUUCUUUUUUUUCUUUUUUUUGUAUACUCUAAAUUUUGUCACAAAUGUCUCCUGUAGCUUGCACUUUAUGCGAUAUCUCAGCCUUGAUACUGUGUGCAAAGUGCAAAACUAUUUAUUGCUUUGUGAUAUUUUUUCCACCAAAUGACUGAUUGUUGUAGUACAGUUCGCUUUCUGUAAGUCACACUGUAUGCUGUAGUUGUAAGGCUGCAAUUGGUUUGCUAAGUUAGGUUGAUGUAAAUUUUUUAGACUUUUACAUAUGAAUGUAGAAGAACAUUUAAAUGUAAAAUCUAGUCAUGGCUGUUUGCUUAAGUUUCAGUUUUUUUUCUUAAUAACUAAUUUGGAGAUUAAACAUUUAAUUUUGGUCGAAGUUUGUUUAUUAGGGGGUGAAUAAUUAAUUUAAGGCUUAAGUUCUCCAUUAAUUUAGUGAGUCAUGACAAUGCAUAAUAAUCUCUCAAACCCAACUUUCUUUUAACUCUGGAUUUUAGUAUUAUUAUAAGAUUGUGAUAUAUUCCAUCAGCUGAUUUCCUCAAUUGGACUUUUCAUCAGUGCCUUGUUAAAUAGCAUCCAAAUAUCACUUGUAUUGUUGAAGUCUACUUACUUGAUUUUGAACAUUAUUUGGCACAAUUCUCUAAGACUGCAAAUUUCAAAACUCCCUGCUUCUUGUGUCUUAACUGAAACUGUAUCAUUUGCUCACAUCAAUUUAGUGUUUACAAUAUGGUCCAAUUAAUCUUGCAGUUGAGUGUAUUUGGAUGUAAUUUGCUUUCUUUUAAGUUCAUGUUUUGCUAUGGUUAUUGAAAAUUAUGUUUUACAUUUUUUUAGUUUCAAUAUUGUCCUCUGCCCCCCUUUCUGAUGUGUGGUGUGGCAGAGCGGUGCCUUCAUGUAGAUCCUUGACUAAAUCCUGUAUUCAUCAGGGAGUAGUCAUUGGGUAAAAAGUUCGACUAUUAAAUUUGAUUUUUGGAUGAUUGUGAUAUGUGCAGACACUGCCACGUCCUUUGAUAUAAUACUCAUUCUGAACCAAAUUUGGUACAAGUAUGCAAUAGUUGUGACCAUACAUGUAGGGAAUGGGAAUCAAAUACAAAAUCUUGAAAACCUUUACAUUUUCAAGGAAAUGGCUGUUGUGAUGCCCACACCCACAAACCUCUGUAUCACAUAAUUUCCAGGUCUGGAGUUUGAUAGCUUACAUUAGUGUUACUACUUUUAAUAAAGUUGUGGAGGGGAAACAGUACUCAUAA